AAUUUAUUUAAGUAUUUGUACCAUUUAGUUAUAUACGUAAUAGUUAAUAAAUUUUUUAGUUAUUCAAUAUAUAUUUAUUAUUUCAUAAUAUUUAAAAAAUAUAGAAUACUUGAAAAUAAUAUAUAUAUAUAUAUAUAUAUAUAUAUAUAUAUAUAUAUAUAUAUAAUAUUCAUUCCGCGCAAGGCGCGGAUUUUAACCUAGUUAUAUAUUAUACGAAAAACGAUUGUUUGCUACAUGAACAAUACAUCACUACAUAGUCACAUAUUUGGACAAAACUAUGUAUUAAAUAUUACAUGAACUAUAUAACUCAUAUGGCAACAUCCCUGAACUAAUAUGUGUUAUGUUACUAACACCUCAACAUAAUUACAAUAGCCAUUAAAGUGUAUCAGACUUGUAAUCCGACAAUAUUCGAUGAUGUGUAGCAUGUUAUGACAUGUUAUAAUAUUUUAUAACAUGUAUAACAUGUCAUAACAUGUAUUUUGAUUUAACAUGCAUUUUGAAUACUUGGUCUACGUGGUUUCAUUUUGUUUUGUUUUUAUCAUUUGGAUAUAUGUUAUGAUCCAUUUCUCAUUAAAAAAAAUUACUGCAUGAUGCCGAAUUUCAAAUCCAGCACAUUUUUUCAGUAUCAAAAUUAUAUGUAUAGUGUUAGCGACAUAACACAUAUUAAUUCUGGAAUAUAGUCCUGUGAUUCAUAUAUUUCGUAUAGUUUUCAAUAUAUUGCUUUUGUUUAAAUGUGUGGUUAUAUGGUGGUGUAUUAUUCGUGUAUCUGCUAAUCAAAUUUUCUACAAUAUGAAAAGAUUUUUUGCGUUAGGCCACACAAGUUAUUUUAAAUUUUUAAAUUUUUAGUUUAGUAUUAAAAUUUAAUUAUCUUAUCAAAUAUUAAAUAUAAUACUUUAUUCUUUAAAUUUUCAGUUUGAAAACCUCAUGCGUCAACAAUAGAUAUGUUUCUAGCCAUUAGGUUGGGGGUAAAACUAAUAGUGGUAUGGCCAUGUAGGUAAAUAUAAUCAGCAAAACAGUUGUCAACAUUACGGUUUUCCUACUAAAAACUACCGUAGGAAUCAAAGACGCAAUUCUCGUGAUAAAUGGACCAGGACGAAAGAAAAAAAUUGCAGUAUAACAAACUUAUUAUAAAUAAAUUUAAAGGAUUAAAAAUGGUCAAGAGAAACUGUAAUUAAACUAAAAAUUUAAUAUUGAUAUAAAAAUAGUAGUAAGUAUUACAAUUUCUCUUGACCAUUUUUAAUCCUUGACCAUAUUUAGUCAAAUACAAUCUAUCUUGACCAUUUAGUAAGUAACAUAUCAAUUAAUUAAUGUAACACUUUUGUCAUCAUCAUAGUCAUACAUAAUUUUGGUGGCAAAAGUGGUAUAUUAAUCCAUUAAUAUGAACUAUGCUGAUGCAGUGAAUGGAGACUCAUUUGAUAAAAAAGAAGAGAAAGUAACGUACGUGGCUGCUCUAUACUAUAUAACAUAGCCAGAGAGAGUCGUGUUCUGUCGUCUUCAAGUGAAUUGAGAAAGAAGCAAAGAGAGAGAGAGAGAGAGAGACAGAGAAGAUAUGAAGAUGAGUGGAUCUGAUGAAAAGAUUCUUCUACUGAUAGGUAUGGUGGUUUUAACAGUCGCAGUGAGGGCUAUAGAUGAAGACCCUACCGGGUUCGUGACAUGGGGACAUAAUUACUACAAAACAUGGGGACAACCAGCUUUGGUUAUUAACGAAACCUCUGAGCUCCACCUCACCCUCGAUCAUAAAUCUGGGUCGGGGUUUGAAUCAAACUCGAUAUACGGAUCAGGAUCUUUCAAUAUGAGAAUCAAGGCACCCCAAACCAAGUCUACGAGAGUCGUUACUUCCUUCUAUCUAAUGUCCAAAUCAAGCCGCAAUGACCAGCUAUGUUUCCAGAUUUUUGGAAAUGGGCCAGCUUAUUUGCUGAAUACAAAUAUAUUUAUAAACGGUGAAGGAGAUAAAGAUCAGAGGUUUCAUCUUUGGUUUGAUCCAACAAAAAAUUACCAUUCAUAUAGGUUUCUUUGGAACCAACAUCAACUUGUGUUCUAUGUAGAUGAUACACCGAUCCGAGUGUACAGGAAGAAUCCAGGCAUUUCGUACCCAUCUGUGCAAACGAUGUUUAUGCAUGGGAGUGUGAAAAACGGAUCGAUAGUUGACCCCAAGGAGAUGCCUUACACUGCUGAGUUCCAGGCAUCAACUAUUGAUGGGUGUGUAACUGAUUUUUUUGGUAUACAAAAAUGCUUUGGUCCUGAAUUUUGGUGGAAUCGCAAAGAAAAUUGGCAGCUGAGCUCUAGAGAGAGAAAACUGUAUAUGAAUGCAAGGAAAGUGUACAUGGACUAUGACUAUUGCUCUGACAGAAAGCUAUAUCCAGAGGUGCCUAAAGAAUGUAAGUCACAAUUAGCGAAAAUUUAAUACUUCAUUCGCCACAAAAACGGAAACCGUUGAAAUAAUAAUAAAUGUUACUGUAACAUUGUUUUGUAAUACGAUGUUACUAUCAAAUAUAAAGUAUAUCAAUCAAAAUAACUACUUUAUUGCCAUCGCUGCUAGCUAUAUUGAUACGCCUCGUUAAAAAGCAUGGAUCCGAAGAUCCGAAUUGAAACUGAAUUGAAAUAACUGAAAUCAAAAUUGGACUGAAACUUUGGCAGUUCAUAAAACUUUAUAUCCAAAAUAAUCACAAAUGGAAGUUUAAUUCCUAAAGAAACACUUCAUGAAGCCUCCGAAAAUUGAUUAAUUUAUUUCUUCAUUUUCUACAUGACUCGAAAGGUGUCAUAUUGAAACCAAGAAAUAUAGCCUGCAGAUAUGGAGCUGGAGCUUCUAACUAUGAUGAAUGCGAUAAAUUAUGGAUAUGAUGUCGGAAAUAGACCAAAUUUUAUAUCACCCUUCAAUUCAAAAUAGCAAAAGCAAUGUCUCCUUGCAUAACAUGGAUUCCAAACAUUAAUGAUCUUUAUGUGAAUAAAUCAAACCGAACCGAUAAUCAAACGAAUAUUUAAAAAUAUAAAAUAUAAAUUAUACAUACAUAUAACAUAGGGAUAAUUUGAAAAUACUUUAUUCAUGAUUUUUAAUUUGAAAAAUACAUCUCUCUUUUCUUGUUUUGAAAACUACUCAUUUUUCUAUGUGAUAGGACAUCUUUACCCAAAUAAUCUAAAGUUUCCUAUGGCUUCUGGUUUUAUUGGGCCAUUAAUUAUAUUAUCAUAUUGGCCCAAAUAAUCUAAAGUUUGUUUCAGUGAGAUGCUAUAGAAGAGAGUUGAGUCGCAGUGUCCCUUUGGAACUCAUCAGAUCCAAGCAUAACGUUUUUAGUUUCUGUUUUUCUUCCUCAUUGUCAUCUACGGUAACCGAUUGCAACUCCGCCUAUAAAUUUGUGUUGAAUGCGAUGAACGGCUUCAAACUUUGUCAAGCUCAGAUUCUUUGGCUCCUACAACGAUUUCAGCUUCUCGAUUCCCACCUUCUCCAUCUCUCCUCUUAACGAUGAUGAUUCUCUCUCUCUCUCUCUCCCAGCCGCUUUGUAAUGCCCCGACCUGUCCACGGCUAAUGGGCCACCCACACCCGCUCUCUCGGUUCGUGGGCCCAUCCCGUCUGACGAUCGGUCCGUUAAUUUUCCAAAAGCUCGAAAUCACUAUUUACUGACCCUGCAAUCACCACCCGACCUUUUCCUGGCUUCACUCGUAUACUAUCGCGAAUCACUUCCCAAUAGGUCACCCAUCUUUCCACUACUCCAGUUCAAGCACGUUUAACUCUGGAGUUCUUUCAGGAUGUGCUCCGGAAAAGGUAAGUCAACUUUGGUGACAUAGGUAGCCAAAUUAAUUUUCUUAAGCCUUUCUGUAUAUCACAACUCUGGAUGUUAACACGCUUCCUCCGAGUCAGCUGAAGUCCACGGCAAAAGCACUUGUCCGCUUCGAGACAACUAAGCCGCGCCCAUAAAGGGAAGUUAGCGUAGAUACGAAGUCAGGCCCAUGUAAGCCUAUUUUGUAUACUUUUAAUUACCUUUGCGCCUUUUUAGUUUCCACUUAAACUCGAGAGAAACUGUUAAUGUAGUUAUGGAGGAUCAGAACAAGAAUGUUUGGCUAUGGAGUUAUGUCGCUGCAUCGAAAAACAAAAAGCUCUAUCUUUGACGUAUCUCUCACUUCCAGACGUGAUACCUGAUGAAUGCGCUCACUUAAUUUGGGAGAGGAGGAAGACAGACGAAGACGUUGGAGGAAUUAGACCACAUAAGCUUUCUCUGUGUUGAAGGAUAUAUCGGAAGGCUCAAAACAGAGAAAUUACAGUUUUCAUCAUGUAUCUAGGGUCUGUCUUAAUGUUGGUGAUGCUCUUGCUAAAACAGGCAAGACUUAGCAAGAAGGAUUAUGUUGUAACUUGGUUGUAGUGAACAAUGUUUCAUAAUAAAAAAAUUGACAAAAAAAAAAUCGAGAGAACAAUAAAAAAAUAUUGUAAGGGAUUAAAGGUAAUGUUCUUCUCCGGAACAUGGUUGAUGAAACAAAUUAAAAGUCUUUUUUUGACAAAAAAAAUUAAAAGUUGAGGACAUUUACCAACUUAUUUUCAAAUAAGAAUUAUUGUAUUGUUAUUCUUUCUUUUGUCUAACCAAUGUGGGAACUUGUGAUUUGAAGAUUGAUAAGAGAUAUUCAUUGUUUUAUUCUUAUAAAAAACAAACAAUAGCAACUGAUUCUUAAAAUACGAAAAAAAAAAAAUUCUUUUAGGCAUCAUGGAAUAGAACCGCCAAAAGUUAAACGAUGAACUAGAUUCUUCUUUUUUUUUCUUCUUUUGACAACUUUCAAUAUUUAUUAAAGAAAAAUGUACAAUUGCAUGUGUAAUAUUUAGAUUUUCCCAAACAUUAUAUAGUAAUUUCCUUUUUUUCGGUAAAAUGUUAAAUAUUAUACCAAUUUUCAAAUUUUGAUAGAUGAUACAGAAAAAACUAGUAGCAGAAAAAAAAUAACGACAACAAAACACAAGAACAAACUACGAACAACAGCAAAGCCACAUACAAUGAACAUCACAACUCAAGGGAAAUACAAGAUUAACAACGAGACGGGCUCGAACCUAUCAAACCCGAGAACAACAUGAGAAACCUACAAGUUGCCGCGAGCUACUGAGAGAAGGGCGCCGUCUAACCCUGAAUGCAACUGCUCCUACAGCUUCCUAUAAGUACCCAGAGCACUCCCAGGCAAAGAAUCGGAACACGGGUCCAAAACAAGCAGAGAUAAAAGAAACCACCGACGGUACGAGGAGAAGCUGUAAACCAACGCUGCCAUCGCUCAGUUGAAUACGCUGGAGAUUACCGCCUCCAUUGCAUCCCAACGUGACCGUGUACACCCAUCUAACUGCCACUCAUAUAGAGAGACAGAUCGGAAGUUGGACAACCCUCCGGAGGAGACAAAACCAUAGCCGGACUCUGAAACCGCUGUCAAAUUGUCGACCACGCAAACCGCUCAAAUCGGUAACACCCACAAGCCACAACGACAAAGCUGUUGAGAUUGUUUGAGAAGAGAAAGUGACAGAGCAGGUCACUAACACCGACCACCACUAAAGUCUGAGGAGAGCAUAAAACAUAACCGGAGCCAAGCCGGAGCAAAAGCGAGACUGGAGGAACUCAAACCCUAACGCGCAGCCACCAGGGAACACGGAGAGGCGGACCGACGCCUCCGCCACCGAAGGACCACACGCACUGCACCAUCGGAGAACACAAUAGAGCACCACAAACAAGACAGAGGGGCAAUAAGCUUACCAAGUCCAGCGAACCAAACACCCCAACUCCACUCGACUACUCGCACUCCCACAGAUGCCACACCGGAGGAAUACAAGACCGAGGAGGAGCAAGCCGGCGCUGCAACAUCACCAAUCUCGGAGAGGCUAACCUGAAACUCGGAAAAAUGACCAGAACCACCUAGGCAGACAGAGGUUGAACGCAGAGCAGGGAGGAGCCGUCCUCAAGCCAUCCACGGCCACCACAAACCCAGAUCUACUUUUGGAAGUUCAGAUCUGAGAACCAAGCAGAUAUCUCCCUCAGUCGCAGAAAACAGAGAUAACAGAGGAGAAGCAGAACAGCAGGAAAAGGAGACAAACAACGGGUCCGGCGGCCGCCGGAAAAAGAGCUUGAGUCGCGGAAACCCUUGGAGAGAGGUUGGAGAGAAAACUUAGGAGAGAGAGAGGGAUAGUAAUUUCCUUUUUGCAAUGGUCUAUUUUAAUUCCAAGCUAUAUAACAUUAUUUUUCAUACUUAGCGCCAGAUUUUUAAAGAAGAUUUUAUCACAGAUUUACAAACUUAACAUAUACAUAUUAUCACCGUAACACUUAGACCUAGUAAUAAGUAUUGGAACCAUAAACAUUAGAAUUUUUUUCUUUUGAGAAUAGUAUUAUCCAACGCCUGGACGGAGAUCAACCGCCCCGAGUUUACCAUAAUCGGACCAAAAAAUCGGUAACCAAUUAAUCGGCCCAAUAAACCAAUUAAUCAGGCCAGUAACUAAUUAAUCAAUCGAUUACCUGAUUAGUCAGGCGAUUAGUAAAUUAAUCAGUCCAGUAAGAAACUCAAAAAGAAAAAUCUUAGCUAAUACUAAUAGAGAUAUUUUCGGGGCUUAUUAAGAAGCCCAUAUAUCUUGAAAUGCAUCAAUCAUGUAGGGGAUUAUAUAUAGAUCAUGAUUUUUUUUAACAAUAUAUAGAUCAUGAUUUCACUACCUUUUCCUUUAGUAACCGAUGUGGACUUUUUCUCAAAGAGAUAAAUAAUCGAAAAUAAUGAAAAUAAUCUAAAGGAAUGUCGAACCCGGAUUGUAUGGCGCGCCGGAUCAAGGACCAAACCACUAGUAGACAUCAACUUAUUUGUUAUGAUACCCAUAUACUUAUAUAUCCACAUAUAAAUAUAAUAAAAGUACAAAAACUAAGCUCUGCUUAAUUCUCGUUUAAUUUCUGAUUUUUUCGGUAACUCGCUAGACCCGAAAUUUUCACCCGACUAACCCCUAGCAUAGUUCCAAACAGGGGAUAUUACUCAAAGAAAUUUUUUUUAACCAAUCGAGUUAGCACGCCUUAAUUGGAUCAUGGACUUUCAAUGAUUAUGAUAGCAUUGUUUGACAUUUUUACUAUCAAUCAUUCAGUGACCGAUAAUUCUAUUUAUAUAAAAGGUUAAACGUAAUGUAAAUUGGAAAAAACAGUAUGUAACAUUUUCUAAUGUUUAAUAGUAAGGUUGACGACAAAAAAAAGAGAGAUUAAACUUAAAGUUAUUAAUAGAUUAGUUUUGAGAGUGUGGUUAGGAAAAGCAGUGCAACUAGGUAGAAUAAAAAAUAAAGAAACUGAAUGGAAUAAGAAAAGAAAAAAAGGUGCUUCAGAAAAAGAAAAAAAAAAUCAUAAUAAACUUUUACUCUAGAAAAAAGAAGAA
Messenger RNA from Brassica rapa (field mustard), 7347 nucleotides. RefSeq names its product probable xyloglucan endotransglucosylase/hydrolase protein 11. Lineage: Eukaryota; Viridiplantae; Streptophyta; Magnoliopsida; Brassicales; Brassicaceae. Gene Ontology annotation, cellular component: apoplast; cell wall. Gene Ontology annotation, molecular function: xyloglucan:xyloglucosyl transferase activity; hydrolase activity, hydrolyzing O-glycosyl compounds. The record is from RefSeq and is a predicted model, not a curated record. Gene Ontology annotation, biological process: cell wall biogenesis; xyloglucan metabolic process.